AUGAUUGAUUUGUUGCAGCAAAAGAUAGUUAUCAAGACGCAACUGCACUGUGACAAAUGCAGAACCAAGGCUAUGAAGAUUGCUGCAGUAGCAAAUGGCGUGAGCUCGGUGGCGAUAGCAGGGAAAGACAAAGAUCAGGUUGUGGUGACUGGAGAAGGAAUUGAUUCAGCAAACUUGACCUGUUUACUAAGGAAGAAACUUGGGUAUGCAUCCAUAAUCAGUGUGGGAGAAGCCAAAGGAAAAGAUGAGGAUAAGGAGAAAAAUCCCGAGGAUAAGGAGAAAAAUCCCGACAUCUGCAAAUUCACUUCAUCAAGUUGUUGUCGAUGUCCAGAGUGUACCCUGUGCUAUGAAGUGGUUUAUGAUCCGAACCCAACUAUGAUCUGUUCCAUCAUGUGAUACCAAUAUUCAAUUUAUUAUUAU
Messenger RNA from Durio zibethinus, 420 nucleotides. RefSeq names its product heavy metal-associated isoprenylated plant protein 47-like. Gene Ontology annotation, molecular function: metal ion binding. The record is from RefSeq and is a predicted model, not a curated record. Lineage: Eukaryota; Viridiplantae; Streptophyta; Magnoliopsida; Malvales; Malvaceae.